GGCCGGGCCCCGCGAAUGGAAGGCCGCGGCGGCGGCGAGGAUGGGGCGGGCGAGCGCAGCCCGCUGCUGGGGGGCAGCGGGGGCGGCCGGCUGUGGCGGCCCGGCGGCGUUCGCGGGGCGGCGGGCGCGGGCCCGGCGGCGUUCGCGGGGCGGCGCGCGGCCUGCGGGGCUGUGCUCGUAGCCGAGCUCCUGGAGCGCGCCGCCUUCUACGGCGUCACCUCCAACUUGGUGCUGUUCCUGAAUGGCAACCCGUACAACUGGGAGGGCGCCCAGGCCAGCCAGGCGCUGCUGCUCUUCAUGGGCAUCUCGUACCUGGUGUCGCCCUUCGGAGGCUGGCUAGCCGACGCCCUGCUCGGCAAGUGCCGCGCCAUCCUGCUCAGCCUCGCCCUUUACCUGCUCGGCAUGCUCGCCUUCCCGCUCGUGGCCGCGCCCGCCACCCGCGCGGGCCUCUGCGGAGACCUCCCGCUCGUCCCCGUGGGCAACAGCUCGGGGCGCUUCCCCAAUGGCAGCGAUCCCGGCGGCGGCCAGAGGGGCGGCCGCUACUGCGCCCAGGCGCUCUACGCCGGGCUGGUCAUCGUCGGGCUCGGUGUGGGCACCGUGAAGGCCAACAUCACCCCCUUUGGCGCCGACCAGGUUAAAGAUCGAGGUCCAGAAGCCACCAGAAGAUUUUUUAAUUGGUUUUAUUGGAGCAUUAAUUUGGGAGCAAUUCUUUCAUUGGGAGGCAUUGCAUAUAUUCAGCAGAACAUGAGCUUUGUGACUGGAUACAUUAUCCCAACAGUUUGCAUUGGAGUUGCAUUCAUUGUAUUCCUCUGUGGUCAGAGUUUUUUUAUCACCAAACCUCCUGAUGGCAGUGCUUUUACUGAUAUGUUCAGGAUUUUGGCAUAUUCCUGCUGUUCACAGAAACAAUUCAGGGAACGUAGGAGCAGCAGAGAAACCAUUGGAGUAUUUCAGCAGUCUCAUAAACAAAGUCUAUUUGAUUCAUGUAAAAUGUCCCGUGGAGGGCCAUUUACAGAAGAUAAAGUGGAAGAUGUAAAAGCCCUAGUCAAGAUUAUCCCGGUUUUCUUGGCUUUGAUACCUUACUGGACAGUAUAUUUUCAAAUGCAGACAACAUAUGUUUUGCAGAGUCUUCAUUUGAGAAUCCCAGAAAUUUCAAGUAUCACAACCACUCCACAUACGUUUCCAGCAGCCUGGCUGACCAUGUUCGAUGCAUUGCUGAUCCUGCUCCUUAUACCAGUAAAGGAUAAACUAGUAGAUCCUAUUUUGAAGAGAAAUGGUUUGCUGCCAUCUUCUUUAAGAAGGAUUGCCGUUGGCAUGUUCUUUGUCAUGUGCUCAGCCUUAGCUGCAGGAAUUUUAGAGAGUAAAAGACUGGACAUUGUGAAGGAAAAGACAAUUAAUCAGACAAUUGGAAAUGUCACUUACCAUGCUGCUGAUUUGCCAAUAUGGUGGCAGGUUCCACAGUAUGUGUUGAUUGGAAUGAGUGAAAUAUUUGCAAGUAUAGCAGGGCUGGAAUUUGCAUAUUCAGCUGCUCCAAAAUCUAUGCAGAGUGCCAUAAUGGGAUUAUUCUUUUUUUUCUCUGGAGUUGGGUCAUUUUUUGGCUCAGGAUUGUUGGCUUUAGUAUCGGUGAAAGGCAUUGGUUGGAUGAGUAAUCACACAGAUUUUGGGAACAUUAAUGGUUGCUACCUGAACUAUUACUUUUUCCUGCUGGCUGCUAUCCAAGGAGUGACCCUCCUGCUUUUCCUGAUUGUCUCUGUGAAAUAUGACCGCCAACGAUCUCGGGCCAAUGGAAUGUUCGUCAAUGGCAAGUCCUGAUGUUCUCUGACCUGUGUAGACAAUGAAACAACCAUGACCUUGCGGAUUUUUAUUAUACUGCCAAGCUAUGGAUUGGACAAGAAGCACUAUUAAAUACACAACAAUUUAUUCUA
This is a messenger RNA of Sarcophilus harrisii (Tasmanian devil), 1922 nucleotides long. RefSeq names its product solute carrier family 15 member 4 (gene SLC15A4). The record is from RefSeq and is a predicted model, not a curated record. Gene Ontology annotation, biological process: transmembrane transport; oligopeptide transport; histidine transport. Gene Ontology annotation, cellular component: membrane. NCBI's taxonomy places the organism in Eukaryota, Metazoa, Chordata, Mammalia, Dasyuromorphia, Dasyuridae. The transcript is spliced from 8 exons. Gene Ontology annotation, molecular function: L-histidine transmembrane transporter activity. The coding region runs from base 16 to 1809 and encodes 597 amino acids.